AUGUCUCAAAGUAUAAAUAACUAUCAAACUACGCUCCCCGCCCUUCUCCAAAGUUUCAAAAGCAUACCUCAUCUAACCAUUCUCUCAAACGAAAAAUCCCAAACAGAUACCGGCGGUUUCAACCAUCAACUCCUCAUCGCCAUCGCAAAUACCAAACCAGAUGCUCAAGGACAUAAUCUCGUCCAAAGCGUAUUUAGUGGGAUUAAUGAGAAGUUGAGGAAUGUUAUUGCGCUUAAUUCAUGGAGCGCUUAUUGA
Botrytis deweyae is the source of this 255-nucleotide messenger RNA. RefSeq lists its product as uncharacterized. Lineage: Eukaryota; Fungi; Ascomycota; Leotiomycetes; Helotiales; Sclerotiniaceae. The coding region runs from base 1 to 255 and encodes 84 amino acids. The record is from RefSeq and is a predicted model, not a curated record. The transcript has 2 exons.